AAUACAGUAAAUCAACUAUCACAUACUUCCACGUCUUUUCCAAGCUUCCAAGCAUUCAUCUUGUUACUCCUUGUUUCUGAAAAGUCAGUGAGGUGUUAACCUCUGACUUACCCCUGAGUUCCCAGACUCAACAUUUGUUGCAACUUGUCUGAACCACUUCACUACAUCACACACCUGAUUGCUGCGUUGUGGAAUAGUCUAAGCUACGACCCUUUGGCUCUGUUUCCUAAGACAGUGUGUUGUCUUAGUAAAUUCAUCCCUUCCUUGGGUGGCUAGAUUCUCACAUCUGUGUGCAUCCACCAUUACAUCGAGCCUGACCUUGAAGCUGCUAAGCAGAUAGUUAAGUCGGUCGGUGUGAUGGAAGGGACAGGCACCAUAGGCACCAUAAACAUAUCAUUUCUUUCACAGGGAGCAUUCAAUAAGAUCUACGAAAUUUCCAUGCAUAAGAAUGAGCAAACCCUCAUCUUGCGUCUGGCUUUACCGGUCGACCCGUGAUACAAAUCACUCAGCGAAGUAGCGACUAUGGAAUGGAUGCGCUAUAAUACGAAUGUCCCAGUACCUACUGUUGUCUCUCACGAUGCUUGUAGUGCCAAUCCUGUCGGUUUUGAAUGGAUUCUAAUGACCAAAUUGCCUGGGAAGCCGCUGGCUGAUGCGUGGAGAUCGCUCUCUUACCCCGCUAAAGAAGGACUUGCCAAGCGGUUUGCCGAAUACUCAUCCAGUCUUUUCAAGAAUCAGCUGAGCGGUAUUGGGAAUAUCUACGCCGCAUCGCUUCCCAAGGUGGACCGUAUUGUGUCCAUGCACUUUUUCUGCGGUGAUCAUAUACACCAGGAUGUGUGCCGCGGGCCUUUCUCCUCGACUAGGAACUGGAUGGAUGCACGCCUAGCGCUCAGCGAACAUGACUGCCGCUCAACGUUGACUAAAUAUUCGGACAGGAACGGUAUUGAUACUGAUGACGAGGAUGCCCUAGAUGACGCACAGCGGACGCUUAAGAUUGUCAAUAAGCUCAAGGCCCUUGUGGGCCAAAUAUUCUCUGUUGAUCAUCUGGAAGAUGAGCCCUCUAUGCUAUUUCACGACGACCUUCCUCAGCACAACAUCCUUGUUAACGACAGCGGCGCUCUAACGGGUGUGCUGGACUGGGAGUGCGUCUCCGCCCUGCCACGGUGGAAGGCGUGCUAUUAUCCUUCGUUUUUGGAAGGCCGACCGCAAGAGAAGAGACCUGAACUAGCGAGAUACAAACGCGAAUCGAGCGGCGUGCCGGCGGACCUCUAUUGGGAUCACUUGAUGGAAUAUGAACUUACAACCUUACGACGGGUUUUUCUCGAUGAGAUGGCGAGACUAGAGCCAGGUUGGGUGGAAAUCUUCAACUCAAGUCAGUUGCAGAGAGACCUAGAUCUCGCGGUGCAGAACUGUGAUAUCAAUGAAUGGAUUGACGAGAUUGUUGCUAGGAGAAGCAACAUACGCAGUUUGCAGGAUAGGAUCGAUGAUACUUAGCCUAAGCCCCCUUUCCACAUUCCAUUCGGAUAGAGUUAGCAACAUGUCAGGCGGUUUCAUAAGGUAUACUCUCAGGUAUGAGGCCCAACCAGCCACUGCCAGCAAAUAAAGGACAGCCUUCAGCACCAAGGGUUGGAAGACGAGACCGCGGUUGUGGCCCCUCUCUCACACAACGUCAAUCCAUAUCAUAAGGACAGUGAGGAUAAUGAG
This is a messenger RNA of Pseudogymnoascus destructans, 1701 nucleotides long. RefSeq lists its product as uncharacterized. NCBI's taxonomy places the organism in Eukaryota, Fungi, Ascomycota, Leotiomycetes, Thelebolales, Thelebolaceae. Bases 523 to 1491 code for a protein of 322 amino acids. The transcript has a single exon. The record is from RefSeq and is a predicted model, not a curated record.